AUGAAUAAUAUGCAUUCCACCCCUUUGACGUCACAAAGCAAGGCUUCUACUCCUAAUCGUGGGCUCAAAUCACCCACAUCAGAGACCUCGACAUCGAUGACCCCCACGAUCGUUCCAAAAGCCAAAAGACGUGGACUUCUGAGUCAACUAACGCUCAUUUCUGAAUUGGAAAAUUCGAAAGAGUACAGCAGAAGCAUCAAAUGGCUCAUCACCUUCACCGUGUCAGCAGGAGCUGCAGUCAUUACCACUGGCGAAAACAUCUUCUACCCCUCAUUGCAAGAUACAGCAUCGGACCUCCACACCAGUCUCAACUUAGCAGACUUGACCCUUUCCCUCUCCAAAAUUGGCAUAGCGUUCUGCCCCCUCUGGUGGUCUGCCUUUUCAGAGCACUUAGGCCGGCGCACAGUUUACAUUGUCUCCUUUUUUCUUUUUGUGCUGUGGAGUGUACUAGCCGCAAUUUCAAAAAAUAUCGGCAUGCUUCUCGCCAUGCGUUUUUUGAGUGCUAGCGCUGCCUCAUCCUUCCAAUCAGUGGGUGCGGGUACUGUUGCAGAUAUGUGGGAGCCCAAGGAACGCGGUGCUGCAAUGGGUAUCUAUUAUUUGGGAAACCUGGGUGUGGGCUUGGUGCUGGGCCCGCUGCUCGGUGGAAUACUGACAGAAACGUGGGGAUGGAGGGCCACGCAGUGGUUUUUGGCAAUCUACGGAGGCGUCGUCUUGGUCCUUAUCAUUUUCAAUCUGCCCGAAACCUCGCCCAGGCAGACAGUCAUUACCGUCCGACUCGAAAGAUCUCGCAGCAACUCACAAUCUACUGAAAAUGAGCCUGCUCCUCCAAUAACACGCUUCAAUCCAGGCGUUGUCGGCGACAUUUUGAUCGGACCCUUCCACGCAUUAGAAUACCUCCGCUUUCCCGCCAUAACAAUUACAAUCUACAUCGCCAGCAUAGCCUUUGGUACUACCGGCCUGCUCAACAUUUCCUACCAAUCCACCUUCUCGCGUCCGCCGUACUCGUUAUCGCCAACAGUCGUAGGGUGCAUUUACAUACCCAUCGGCGUCGGGUGCCUGUUGGGAAGUGUUUAUGGAGGCAAAUGGAGCGAUUCGAUCAUGGCGCGGGAAGCGAGGAAGGCGGGAAGGUACAGAGAUGAGAGCGAAGGCGGGGGCUUGAUCUACAGGCCGGAAGACAGGGUAAGAGGUAAUGCGUGGCUGGGCGUUGGGGUGUUUGCCUCGUUGUUGGUUUGGUACGGAUGGGUGGUGCAGCAGGGUGUCGUUUGGUGGGUUCCCAUGAUCGCCGGCUUCCUCUUCGGCGCCUCCAGCAUGAUACUCUUCGGUCUCGUCACCACCAUGGUCACCGAGCUCCUCCCCAACAAACCCGCAUCCGGCGUCGCCCUCAAUUCCAUGGGUCGCAACCUCUUCGCCUGCGUCGGUUUUGCCAUCGCGCAGCCGCUGAUUGACGUCAUGGGUAAUGGGUGGUUGUUCACUGCUGCGGGGAUCGUGAUGCUGGUGACGGGAAUGUUGGCGGUGGAAGGGUUGAGGAGGUAUGGAGCAGGUUGGAGGGAGGGGAUGAGUGGGAGGAUUCCUUGA
Letharia columbiana is the source of this 1575-nucleotide messenger RNA. RefSeq lists its product as uncharacterized. Gene Ontology annotation, molecular function: polyamine transmembrane transporter activity. Gene Ontology annotation, biological process: intracellular polyamine homeostasis; transmembrane transport. NCBI's taxonomy places the organism in Eukaryota, Fungi, Ascomycota, Lecanoromycetes, Lecanorales, Parmeliaceae. Bases 1 to 1575 code for a protein of 524 amino acids. The transcript has 4 exons. The record is from RefSeq and is a predicted model, not a curated record.